AUGGCUUCACAUGACCCGAUCGCAGUUCGAAAGAGUAUAAGACGCUUAAGGUCAACUGGCCGGUUUUCUGAGGCUGAUCAAUUGAUCGCUAACUUGCCGGGUGAGGUGAAAAUUUCGAGUAAUGUCGCAAUCGAAAUCGCCCAGUUGUAUCUGGUCCAGGGGCACUGGCGCCUGGCUGCCCAGACCUGCGAAGUUGCGUUCGAGUCCAGGUGGGAUGAGUAUGACGCCGUCAAUGUCUUGCAUCAUGACCGAGCUGUGGAAGUUGCGGCUUUUAAAAUGCUGAGCGCUUUCAUCGGUAUCGGUCGCUACUCUAAAUUGAAGACGGCUUUAGAGAUAGCCCGUAGGGUUGGAAACACUUGGAAUUUCCACGAUCCGUCAUUGCCACCAUAUGAGCCGACAAGUUUGGGGGAUACCGAGGGUCAAUGCGAGCUUCCGCUGAUAGCACAAAUUUCGUUGAGCGACACGGUGGAUUCUUCUGCGACGACCUCCCACUCAGUACCGGAAAACACGGACACCAUUGCACAUUACGAAGUCAGUCUCCCUAGCUUCACCUCUGCCCCUUCUGUGCUCCUCUACACCGAUUGGAGAUGA
Molecule: messenger RNA, 591 nt
Organism: Pestalotiopsis fici W106-1
Lineage: Eukaryota; Fungi; Ascomycota; Sordariomycetes; Amphisphaeriales; Sporocadaceae
Exons: 1
Coding region: 1-591 (196 amino acids)
Source: RefSeq, a predicted model, not a curated record